Molecule: messenger RNA, 1419 nt
Organism: Astrephomene gubernaculifera
Lineage: Eukaryota; Viridiplantae; Chlorophyta; Chlorophyceae; Chlamydomonadales; Astrephomenaceae
Source: the annotation of a GenBank genome assembly
GGAGGGGUGGUGCGGCGCGCGUCGUUCAGUUUGGAAGCGGUCAACAGCCCGCGAGGCUCCUGCAAGCUGGCGCCGCUCAUGGCCACACUGCAUGACCGACUCAAAGCGGUGCAGGCCGAGCAGAUGGCCAACUGCCGGGCCGCCUCCCGCAUGCAGGACCUGGAGAGCAUUCGGAUACUGGAACAGAUCGGCCGCGGUGGCUACGGUGUGGUGUACCGGGGGCUCUUCCACGGAUCCGAGGUGGCGAUAAAGCUCAUACAGGAGGCCGAGGUGGCGGCCGUGGGCGCCUCGGGUGCCUCGGGUGCUGGCGACAAGGGCGACGGCCCGCUGCGGCGCAUGAACAGCGUGGCGCUGCAGACCAAGCACCUGCAUGACGCCAUUGAGCUGGUGGCCAGUGUGGGCAUGGGGGGACACCCCAACAUCGUGCAGGUCCUCACCUUCUUCACUGACGCCCGGGUACUGCUGGGCGAGGAGCCGGUGGACCCCCUCACGCGGCGGCUGUCAGGGCUAGACGGAGUGGCGGAGUGCAUGCGCCUCACUCGCAUGCCCUCGGCGCUGCCGGCGGAGGGAGAGGAGGGGGAGGGCGAGGGGGGCAGGGGAGGCGGGGGUGGGGGGGAGGUGGAGGGGGAGGAUGGCUGGCUGGAGGAGGAGCAGCCGGAGGCGGGGAGGCAGAAGCGAGGCGGUUCCAAUCCGGGUGCUGCUGCUGCUGCUGCUGGCGUUAUCGUGCUGGUGCAGGAGUUUUGCGACGCGGGCACGUUGAAGACCGCCAUCAACAACCGAGCCUUCUACGAUCGGGGCACGCAUGCGGCUGGGGACAGUGGAGCCGCCCGCGGGGGUCCGCUGCAGCUCAACAUGCGGGCCGUCUACUCCACGCUGCUUGAGAUCGCUCUGGCGCUGCGCCACAUGCACUCGCUGCACCUGGUGCAUUGCGACCUCAAGCCGCAGAACGUGCUGCUCAAGUCCAGUCCCAGGGACCCGCGCGGCUUCACCGCCAAGCUGAGCGACUUUGGCCUAGCCAAGAUGAUGGCGGCGGACGAGGAGGGGCAGCUGGUGAUUGACGAGGCAGUGGGGAGCGGCACACUGACCCACAUGGCUCCGGAGAGCCUAGCAGGCCAGCGCCAGUUGACUGCCCGCAUCGACAUGUUCGCAUUCGGCAUCCUGAUGUGGCAGAUGCUGUGCGGCACGCGGCUGUACCAGGGCCUCACCACGCGGCAGAUCAUCCGGGGGGUGGUGCGCGAGAACCUGCGGCCCGCCUUCCCCGCUUGGGUGCCGCAGGAGUACAGGCGGCUGGCAGAGCGCUGCUGGCACGCCUGCCCCGCGGACCGCCCCUCCGCCUCCCUGGUGGUGUCGGAGCUGGAGGGCAUGGUGGACGCGCUGGUGCGCUCGUCCUCCGCCUCCUCCUCCGCUUGGAGGAACUGG